Messenger RNA from Cercopithifilaria johnstoni, 1821 nucleotides. Lineage: Eukaryota; Metazoa; Nematoda; Chromadorea; Rhabditida; Onchocercidae. The record is from the annotation of a GenBank genome assembly.
AUGCUAUUAAGGAUAACAAUUCUAUUAUAUCUAUUUGAAUGUGUACCUGCGGAAGAGAAAGGAAGCGAAUUUGAACAAGAUGAUGGCAUUUUUGUACUGAAUGAGGAAAAUUUCAUGUCUUUCCUUCAGCAACAUCCAACAUCACUAGUUAAAUUUUAUGCUCCAUGGUGUGGUCACUGCAAAGCACUGGCGCCAGAAUAUGCAAAAGCUGCGAAGAAAUUGAAGAUACCUUUAGCUAAAGUAGAUGCAACCGUCGAGAAAAAACUUGCAGAGGCUUAUAACAUACAAGGAUUUCCAACACUAAAAUUUUGGCAAAAUGGUGAAGAUCCAAUCGAUUAUGAUGGUGGACGAGAAUCUGACGAUAUUGUACAAUGGGUUUCGGAGAAAACAGAUCCUACUUAUAAGCCACCUCCAUCAUCUGUUACAAAGCUAACGAAAGAAGAAUUUACUGAAUUUAUCACCACACAUCGACUCACUUUAGUUAAAUUCUAUGCGCCAUGGUGUGGUCAUUGUAAGAAACUCGCACCUGAAUAUGAAAAAGCUGCAAAAAAACUUAAAGGUUCAGAUAUAAUUCUUGCAGAAGUGGAUUCUACAGUUGAGAAGAGUUUAACUGCAGAAUUUGAUGUUAGUGGCUACCCAACACUAUACAUCUUCCGAAAUGGAAAGAAGUUUGAUUACAAAGGACCCCGUGAUGCAGAAGGUAUUGUGAAAUAUAUGCUUGAACAAGCUGAACCUGCUUUAAAGGAAAUUACCAGUGUCAAGGAGGCUCAGAAUUUUAUGCGCAAAGACGAUGUAACAAUCGUUGGCUUUUUUAGUGAUGGAAAGGCAGAGCUACUGGAUUCUUUAAAUGACGCAGCUGAAUUGUUGCGAGAUGACUUCACUAUUGCUGUAUGUUCGGAAUUAGAUGUCAAAAAACAUUUUAAAAUUGAUUCUGAUCGAAUUGUUAUUUUUUACCCUGAGAUAUACUGGAGCAAAUACGAACCGAAGCACAUUGUUUAUGGAAAGGAAAUCGGUACUGUGGAGGACUUGGUGACAUUCUUUCAAGAAAAUUCGACACCUCUUGUGGGUCACAGGACAAAAAAAAAUGUUGCCACUAGAUACACUCAAUUCCCUCUCGUUGUAGUUUAUUACAAUGUUGAUUUUUCAAUAGAAUAUCGUGAAGGAACACAGUAUUGGCGAAAAAAGGUGUUAGAAAUUGCGAGUCAAUACAGGAAGGAUAACUAUUAUUUUGCAAUUUCAGACGAAGAUGAAUUUGCAGAUGAGCUUACAGCGGUAGGAUUGGGUGACAGUGGACUUGAACAUAACGUUUUAGUCUUCGGUUACGACGGUAAAAAGUAUCCAAUGCGUCCAGAUGAAUUCGAUGAUGAAUUAGCUGAGAAUUUACCAGCUUUCAUGAAAAAAUUAUCGUCAGGCAAAAUAAAACCGUUUGUGAAAUCUGCACCAUUGCCGAAAGAAGAGAAGGGUCCAGUGAAAACUGUGGCUGCAUCAAAUUUCGCGCAGGUCGUGUUUGAUGAAACGAAGGAUGUACUGGUGGAAUUUUAUGCACCAUGGUGCGGGCAUUGCAAGGCAUUUGAGCCAAAAUACAAGGAAUUAGCAGUGAAAAUGAAAAAGGAACCAAAUUUGUUACUUGCAAAAAUGGAUGUAACAGCCAAUGAUAUUCCCAAGAAUUAUGAUGUGAGCGGUUUUCCAACAAUUUAUUUUGCACCAGCUGGUAAGAAGGAAGAACCGAUCAAAUACGAAGGAAAUCGUGAUUUAAAUGACCUCAUCGAUUUCAUGAAAAAGCAUGCUUCUGUUUCAUUUUUGGGCAAGACCGAAUUAUAG